AUGAGCAACAAUAUCCUCAUUGUGGGCGCAACACGGGGCCUUGGCGCCUCUCUCAAGGAGCUAUACUCCAAAUACCCCUCCAAACACAUAUUUGCAACCUCUAGAUCUAAUUCAGCUCCAGAGCAAAAAUAUUCACAAAUUUCUUGGCUGGCUGGUAUUGAUCUCUCCAAGCCAGACGUUGGUCAGAAGCUGGUAUCACAGCUCCCGACAUCUACCAAGCUCUCGACUGUGAUUAUCACUGCUGGCUACUUUGGCUCUGAGAGCUUUGAUUCUCCAGACUGGGAGAAAGAAGUUCAAAUGUACACGACCUCGUCUAUUGCUCCCGUCUUUGUGGUGCACCAUCUUGUCAAAGCGAAUCUUCUGGGUGAAGGAAGUAAAGUGAUCCUCGUAUCGAGUGAGAGUGGCAGUAUUACCCUUCGCCAUGAGAAAGAAGGUGGUGGAAACUACGGCCAUCAUGCCAGUAAAGCUGCACUGAACAUGGUGGGGAAACUGUUAAGUCUUGAUCUCUUGGAGAAGAGAAUUGCGGUUGGUUUGGUACACCCGGGAUUUAUGCGAACGGAGAUGACGAAGGGCGUUGGAUUUGAUAAGUAUUGGGACGAGGGAGGAGCUGUUACACCUGAUGAAGCAGCUCAAUCACUAGCGUCAUUCAUUGACACAUUCGACAUUGAAAAAACUGGCCAGUACUGGGCACCAAGAGGAGCUAGAGAUAUUGGAACUGCAGAAAGCGUCCUCGGUGAAAACCUGCCCACGCCUUUACAAUUGCCAUGGUAA
Molecule: messenger RNA, 771 nt
Organism: Penicillium taxi
Lineage: Eukaryota; Fungi; Ascomycota; Eurotiomycetes; Eurotiales; Aspergillaceae
Product: oxidoreductase, short chain dehydrogenase/reductase family superfamily
Exons: 3
Coding region: 1-771 (256 amino acids)
Molecular function (GO): oxidoreductase activity, acting on the CH-OH group of donors, NAD or NADP as acceptor
Source: RefSeq, a predicted model, not a curated record